Molecule: messenger RNA, 770 nt
Organism: Aspergillus campestris IBT 28561
Lineage: Eukaryota; Fungi; Ascomycota; Eurotiomycetes; Eurotiales; Aspergillaceae
Product: oxidoreductase, 2OG-Fe(II) oxygenase family
Exons: 2
Coding region: 1-651 (216 amino acids)
Biological process (GO): peptidyl-proline hydroxylation to 4-hydroxy-L-proline
Cellular component (GO): endoplasmic reticulum
Molecular function (GO): procollagen-proline 4-dioxygenase activity; L-ascorbic acid binding; iron ion binding
Source: RefSeq, a predicted model, not a curated record
AUGAUCACCCUCAAUACAAUCCUCUCCUCCCUCUUCUACCUCCUCCCCCUCUACCUCUUUGUCUUCGCCCCCUCCUCCGCCAAUACUUCCCAUCCGACGACUCCAACACAACCACCACCACCAUCCCCUUCGACCCCUUCAACAACUCCCCUCUCAUUCCCUCGCCUGCCGAACUGGCCAACAACCCCGACCGCCCCCGUCCGCUGCCUCACCCGCCGCGCCGCCUCCUUCCAAGGCUGGCGUCCCUACCUGCACAUCGAGCCGCUCUGGGCCCAGCGCUAUAACGUCUCGGGCCACUACACGCACCACUACGAUUGGGCGGGGUCGGCCGCGAGGGGCGGCGACCGCGCGACUACGUUUAUGGUGUAUCUUGAUGAUGGGUGUAAGGGGGGUGGGACGAAUUUUCCGAGACUGGUGAGGCCCGUUGCGAGGGAGUGGUGUCGGUUUAUUGAGUGUGGGGAGGGGGAGGGGGAGGGGAUGGAUGGGAUUACGUUUAAGCCGAUUGCGGGGAAUGCGGUGUUUUGGGAGAAUUUGAGGCCCGAUGGGUCUGGCUAUCCGGAGACUUGGCAUGCUGCGUUGCCUGUUACGGAGGGGGUGAAGGUUGGGUUGAAUAUUUGGAGUUGGUAUCAGCCGCCUAGGAGGAGGGGGUGAUCUUGUUGUUUUUGGUGUAUACUACCUAUAUAUACGAGAGAGUGAAGUGUAGGAUAUGAAAUAUGUAGAUAUAUGGUAUGUAUGUAAGUAGUAUGUAGGUGUAGAGAUGUCGUAUGUCC